Messenger RNA from Phalacrocorax carbo (great cormorant), 14385 nucleotides. The record is from RefSeq and is a predicted model, not a curated record. Lineage: Eukaryota; Metazoa; Chordata; Aves; Suliformes; Phalacrocoracidae.
CGGCCCGGCCGCGGCGGCGGGGCCGGCGGUGCGCUCCGUGCCCGCGGCCGUGCCCGCGCCGGCGGCGGCCCCAGCGAGGGGCUCGGCUCGGCUCUGCGCUCCGCCGCCGCCGCCCCCCGCCGCCCCCAUGGAGCGCCGGCCGCGCCGCCUCUGAUGCCCGGCCCGGCGCGCACCAUGGGGCCGCUGUGGCUCUGCUGCCUGCCCCUCGCCCUCCUGCCCCUGCUCGCCGCCGUGGAAGAGACGCUGAUGGACUCCACAACAGCAACGGCAGAGCUGGGCUGGACAGUGCAUCCUCCCUCGGGGUGGGAAGAGGUCAGCGGGUAUGAUGAGAACAUGAACACGAUUCGCACCUACCAGGUGUGCAACGUCUUUGAAUCCAGCCAAAACAACUGGCUCCGGACCAAGUACAUCCGGAGGCGAGGAGCGCACCGCAUCCACGUGGAAAUGAAAUUUUCUGUCCGGGACUGCAGCAGCAUCCCUAAUGUCCCAGGCUCCUGUAAGGAGACUUUUAACCUCUACUAUUUUGAGUCAGACUUUGACUCGGCCACCAAGACUUUUCCUAACUGGAUGGAGAAUCCUUGGAUGAAGGUGGACACGAUUGCUGCCGAUGAGAGCUUCUCGCAGGUGGACUUAGGUGGACGGGUGAUGAAGAUCAACACCGAGGUGCGCAGUUUUGGGCCUGUCUCCAAGAAUGGUUUCUACCUGGCCUUCCAGGACUAUGGAGGCUGCAUGUCCUUGAUUGCUGUCCGUGUCUUCUACCGCAAGUGUCCCCGCGUGAUCCAGAAUGGGGCCGUCUUCCAAGAAACCCUCUCGGGAGCGGAGAGCACCUCGCUGGUGGCAGCCCGGGGGACGUGUAUCACCAACGCAGAGGAGGUGGAUGUGCCAAUCAAGCUGUACUGCAAUGGGGAUGGCGAGUGGCUGGUGCCCAUCGGCCGCUGCAUGUGCCGGGCGGGCUACGAGUCGGUGGAAAACGGGACCGUCUGCAGAGGCUGCCCGUCGGGGACGUUCAAGGCCAGCCAAGGGGAUGAAGGAUGCGUCCACUGCCCCAUUAACAGCCGGACGACCUCAGAAGGGGCCACUAACUGCGUGUGCCGAAAUGGAUAUUACCGGGCAGAUGCUGACCCUGUCGACAUGCCGUGCACCACCAUCCCAUCUGCCCCCCAGGCCGUCAUCUCCAGCGUGAACGAGACCUCUCUGAUGCUGGAGUGGACCCCGCCACGGGACUCGGGGGGCCGGGAGGACCUGGUGUACAACAUCAUCUGCAAGAGCUGUGGCUCUGGCCGCGGGGCAUGCACACGCUGCGGGGACAACGUGCAGUUCGCCCCCCGCCAGCUGGGCCUGACGGAGCCCCGCAUCUACAUCAGCGACCUGCUGGCCCACACCCAGUACACCUUCGAGAUCCAGGCAGUGAACGGCGUCACCGACCAGAGCCCCUUCUCCCCGCAGUUUGCAUCAGUGAACAUCACCACCAACCAGGCUGCUCCUUCAGCUGUGUCCAUCAUGCACCAGGUCAGCCGCACCGUGAACAGCAUUACCCUCUCGUGGUCUCAGCCUGACCAACCCAACGGAGUCAUCCUGGAUUAUGAGCUGCAAUAUUAUGAGAAGGAUCUGAGCGAAUUAAAUUCAACAACAGUGAAGAGCCCCACCAACACUGUGGCAGUGCAAAACCUCAAAGCUGGCACCAUCUACGUCUUCCAGGUGCGGGCGCGUACUGUGGCCGGGUAUGGCCGGUAUAGUGGCAAGAUGUAUUUCCAGACUAUGACUGAAGCUGAGUACCAGACCAGUGUCCAGGAGAAGCUGCCGCUCAUCAUCGGCUCCUCGGCGGCAGGACUGGUGUUCCUCAUUGCUGUAGUUGUCAUCGUCAUUGUGUGCAACAGAAGACGGGGCUUUGAGCGUGCUGACUCUGAGUACACCGACAAGCUGCAGCACUAUACCAGUGGCCACAGUACGUACCGUGGCCCCCCGCCAGGCCUGGGGGUCCGCUCUCUCUUCGUGACUCCAGGGAUGAAGAUUUAUAUUGAUCCGUUCACCUACGAAGAUCCCAAUGAGGCUGUCAGGGAAUUUGCAAAAGAAAUUGAUAUCUCUUGUGUCAAAAUCGAGCAGGUGAUUGGGGCAGGGGAGUUUGGUGAGGUGUGCAGUGGGCAUCUCAAGCUUCCUGGGAAAAGAGAGAUCUUUGUGGCCAUCAAGACCUUGAAGUCUGGUUACACGGAGAAGCAGAGACGGGACUUCUUGAGCGAAGCCAGCAUCAUGGGGCAGUUCGACCACCCCAACGUCAUCCACCUGGAGGGCGUGGUGACCAAGAGUUCACCAGUCAUGAUCAUUACUGAGUUCAUGGAGAAUGGCUCACUGGACUCCUUCUUGAGGCAAAACGACGGGCAGUUCACAGUGAUCCAGCUGGUGGGCAUGUUGCGGGGCAUCGCGGCAGGCAUGAAGUACCUGGCCGAUAUGAACUACGUGCACCGGGACCUGGCUGCUCGCAACAUCCUGGUGAACAGCAACCUGGUCUGCAAAGUGUCCGACUUUGGCCUCUCCCGUUUUCUGGAGGACGACACCUCUGACCCCACCUACACCAGUGCACUGGGUGGAAAGAUCCCAAUACGGUGGACAGCACCUGAGGCAAUUCAGUACCGAAAAUUCACAUCGGCCAGUGACGUGUGGAGCUAUGGAAUAGUCAUGUGGGAGGUGAUGUCCUAUGGCGAGCGGCCUUACUGGGAUAUGACCAAUCAAGAUGUGAUAAAUGCUAUCGAGCAGGACUAUCGGCUGCCACCGCCUAUGGAUUGUCCAAACGCCCUGCACCAGCUAAUGCUUGACUGUUGGCAGAAGGAUCGAAACCACAGACCCAAAUUUGGGCAAAUUGUCAACACCUUAGAUAAAAUGAUCCGAAAUCCUAACAGCCUGAAAGCCAUGGCACCUCUUUCCUCUGGGAUGAACCUCCCCCUACUUGACCGCACAAUCCCAGAUUAUACCAGCUUCAACACUGUGGAUGAAUGGCUGGAUGCCAUCAAGAUGAGCCAGUACAAGGACAGCUUUGCCAGUGCUGGCUUCACCACCUUUGACGUAGUAUCUCAGAUGACUGUAGAGGACAUUCUGCGAGUUGGGGUCACUUUAGCAGGACACCAGAAGAAAAUUCUGAACAGUAUCCAGGUGAUGAGAGCACAGAUGAACCAAAUUCAGUCUGUGGAGGUUUGAUAACUAUGUGUCCUCCUACUCCUCUUCCUUGAGGCCCUGCUCCCCUUUGCCCCUGUAUGUCCAAGCUCCAGUUCUUGAGUGUUCUGCAUGGACCAGAGACAGGCAGCUGCUCUGAGGAUCAUGGCAACAGGAAGAAAUGCCCUGUCAUCAAUAAAGAGAAGUCACUAAGAGCUUCUAGAAUUUAAGCAAUGGAAAAAGGGAACAAAAAAAGACAACUAUUUUGAAAAAAAAACACAAACAAACUAUGAAAUAUUUUUAAAUAAUAAUAAAGCAAUUGCGUUCUUGAAAAGGGCUCCAAGACCAAUGGGAGUCUCCAAAGGAAGAGAAAAAUGCAGCUUCAUCUAUUUCCUCUUGCACAAGGCUGCUGCAGCUGGGUCCAGAUACCUCUGGAGCAAUGAGACUUUUUCAAGAAAAUGAAAGCAAAGGCAAGUCACGAGAAGCACUUCUCUUUCCCACGUGGGAUGGCGGCUCUGGGGAUGUCCUGCAGCCAGGAGUACUUCCCGAAAGCCCCUGUUAGCAAAUCAAAAAGGAGAGAGAGCUGAAACUUUUUGGUGCUGUGGAACCAAGUGUAUCUCAGAAAUCGAUGGACUUCUUCAAAAGCUGAAGACUUUUUUUCUUAAAACAAAUAAACUGAGACUAGAAGACGCUGUUUCCGACAAAUGAGAAAGAAUCUGUAAUGCUUGGGGGGUGGGGAUGGGGAAAACCAAUCCUUUUUACAUCUCUUAUUUUCUCUUGUCAUGGAACAGUUUUGUGAGUGACAGUUUCCUAAGGGUCCGUCCAUCCACCUUCUGAUGGCAUCAUUGUCUCAUACAUAUCAUAUGCACAAGACUUUUAGUGAUGUCCUCACUAGAUGCCAAUGAUCUUUUCCCAGAAGACUUCCCAAGUACAGUAUGUAGUAGUUUUUGAUUACCAAUGCUGAUGUGUACCUUUAUUUUUCGGUUGUCAUUGUUGGGAGAUUUGUCCUUUUACCUUGUUUUGUUAACACCAGUUUGUGAGUUUGGGGUUGGAAUUUUUUGGUUGAUUGGGUUUUUUUUUAAUGAAAAAGAAACGACAUCUCCAAGCAUCAUAUCAUUCAAGAACUUAAAUCCCUUCCCUGUGGAAGGAAUAAUUGCAGCUUAUUGACAAUAUGCCAGGAGAAAAAUCUUUUUAUAUGCACAUUCCCUCCCGUUUGCUUGUUUGUUAUUUUGCAAUUUGUCAUGGCCCGACAGAUGUUUCUAACUGUUGGGUUUCCAGUUGUUCGACAGGAUGAAAUGACCACCUGCUUGAUUCAGGGUUGCUGGUGCAGGGGCGAGCAGCACCACAGAGGUUUGUGGAGAGGUUUUUGCAGGGGGCGAGGGAAAGACAGGGGAGAGCAGGUGGGUUGUGGGAGGGAAUGAUGACUCCACAGCUGGCUGUCAGACCCCUUUGGAAAUGUCUGACUGCUUAGAGAGGUGUCAGAUGGGUACAUGUACCACAGAAAGGCAGGGUAAGCCUGGUCCUCUAAGAGGAGCUUGCGGCACACGGUUUCUUGGAGUCUGAAUUGUGUUAGCUGCCAUGUUGUGGAUGGUUCACUACAGCAACCAAACUCUGUGAACGUGCCCUUUGGGGACCCAGUCCCUUCAUUAGACGGUGAGCUGGGGGCUCUGGGCAGCUUCAGUCUCAGCCAGUCGCCUUGAGGAGAGCCUGGAACAGCAAAGGCAAAAACUGAUCUAGUAGCCUGGAUCUCCAGAGGCAAAAUGCUGUGGUUGAAGCUGAAUGGUCAAUCAUUGGAUUUAUAAAUAAUUGAAAUAAAUACUUUAGUUACUGACCAGGUCUUUGGUAUGUGUAAAUACCACCAACCAAGCACAGGGGGGGUACAAAUUAGAACUGUGUUUGUUCUCCCUGUUCAGCACCACCUCAUAUCCUUUUAAACCAGCCUACCACCACCGACCUCUGGCCACAUGUGGCAUAUUUCCACGUGCCCCCUGGCCAUGGCCAGCGUAACUUGCGUUUACAAGCCCUUGUCUGCUACUGCCAUGUCAUUUGUAGGGUCCUCCACUUGUUUUCAGCAGCAUGGGGUGUCCACUGGGAGCUGGUUUGCUCUAUUUUCCAGGAGCUGAAUCCAAGAGGAAGCAUGUCUGCUGUAGAUGAAAGUCUCAAGCUGUCUAGACCUCUGUGGCCAGACAUCUUCUCCCUAGAUGCUUGUAAAAUAUGAGGCCAUUUAUAAAAUACUUAGCAUUUUCCACCUUCAGACCAGAUCGGAUGACAAAACACUUGUGAGUGGCAGCAGACCGUGCCCUACAAGCGAGAGCUACUUCUCUGCUCCACCCUUGCACUGUCCCAACGUUUGGUGCACAGCUUCCACAGCAGGGGCCUUAAUUGGAGGAACUUUCUCUCCAGCCCCUAUUUAUGUGAAAUCUCUAGUGCACGAUUGUGUUUUCAUCUGUAUACAGUACUGCCCCGAUCUUGCAUCCAAGAGUGCAUCUGUAGCCAUGUGGACAUCAGCAGCCGGUGUGUGCUGCAUACGUAGGGGCAUAUUCUGUUCUCAGUAUCCACAGGGCAUGCCUUCUGACAGCAACGCCGUUCCCCUAUAUCGCUUUCAGAUGGCAGAAUAUGAGCUAGAAAAAGCAAGGGGUGAGUGGACUAUAGACAAGUUGUAUGCAGGUAGUGCCUGGACAUAACCAUCUCUCUGUCCUAUAUCCAGCCUGUUUUAACCAGUGCAUCUAGCAAAGGGAUGCUUUUAAUGUCCUUGCAUUUAAAAAGCACUGCUUCUGGACGUGGACUCAACUUUUAAAAAGCAGCAUGCAAAAAUUGAUGGUGUCAACGAAACCACACGAAGUGCUUGCAGAGGGCACACAGGGAGACGGGAAGCCUCUCUGUGCGCCCCAUCCCGCCAACGUGCGGAGCAGCAGGGAGAACUGCUCACAGGGUGCGUUGCCCUCUCACGUUGUAGCUGCUGUAUUUUAACAAGGAACAGUUGUCAGUCUUUCCAAAGGCAUGCCUGAAGCUGUUUGGUGGCAGUCCAGCGUGAGGGAAGCAUGGUGCUGUGCCAAGUUGUCUAGCCACAGCCGUCCAGCUACUUUAUGUACGAGGGGGCUUUGCAAGGAGAGCUGUCUGUCCAGAAAACUCACCAGAAAAUUCCUGUGGGGCAGCCAUGUGGAAGGAGCACAUGAUGCCCUUCAGUUGUCCUUCCCAGACAAUUCUUGACUGUUCUUUGCUGUCCCUUACAUUCCUGCAGACAGUAAGGAGGAGCAAUGGCCAGGCAGCAUCCCUUCAGAGCUAGUCAUUACUAGACAGGGCUUGGAAGGGCACUUCAGGUCUUCUUCAUUUGGAGACAUUUUGUCUUAAUGCACUGAAUCUCCUCGCUGGCUAGCAUUAUACACAUCUACCUACCAGACCCAACCCACUGUGAAGGACGGGACCAUACCGAGCUCAGAGCCACAGCUCACCAAAGCUGUGGCAGCUGUCUGCAGGACAGAGAAAGCACAUCCUUGUCUCUUCUGACCAAAAAUCACAUGGUGUUAGUACUAAAAGUAACACAUUCCCGUCUGUUUAUACCAGGCAUUGCUGUGACAUCUGUCUGUAUUUGACUGUGUAGGGCUAAUGGAGAACUGGACCUAAAAUAGAAAUGGUCCAUAAACCACUGCAAUUUUCUGCAUCCCUCCAGCUCUCCUGGGAGCACGAGGAACUAAGUUUCUGUAAAGUACUUUGGUUGUAAAUGCUCUGGAGCAUGCUCCAGUGGAGGGGCAGAGUCACUGAAGUGACUUUAACAUAUUUAUUUCAUGGGUAUCAAAUAUGAAUCUAAUGGCAAAAUUCAACUUCAUGGGGAAAACAUAACAAGGGGAAAAGGCACUUGCCAGCACUGACACUGUGAAAUACUGUUGUGCACAUGCAUGUGUGCGUGCGUGAAUACUUAACAAAAAUGAUGGCAAUGAGAUUUUUCAGGCAGCUUGUUGCAAUUUUCACAAUUCCCUUCCACCUUUCAAGCUACCUCCCAGACCUACCCUUCUUCUCAUCUGUUCCCACUGUCAUCUGCUGCUGAGGGUCACCCGUGUCUGGUGAUGGCAGGCAGCAGGAGAGCUGAGCAGGAUGCUAAGUGGAAAAUAUGAAGUUGGUUGGCCAGUGAGAAGUUCAAAUCAUGCAGAGCAUCAUGGGGCAGAGUGGAGAAAGCAAAGCAUAUAUGGGUAGUAAACAGUUGAGAGUCUCCAUGAUAGUAUAUUUAGUGGGUCAUUUUCAACUGUUGCCACCAGCCCUUUACCUGGAAUUCACAGCAAAGGGGUGCCAGGCAAAAGGAAAAACGAACUUGUAAGACACAGCACUGCCGUGAGGAAUCACUUGCCCUUGCUGCCUCUGGGGACACAGAAACAUGGCACUACGGACCGUGCUCCCUCUCCCCAAAUUAUCUUCCCCCCUCCCCAGUAAAAUCUGAGAUCUACUUUUCAUAAACUUAGUGGAGAUUUGUGGUGUUUAGCAGCUGAGAGGCUGCUUGCUACAGUCUGGCUUCUCCUCUCCACGGUGUCCUCACUACUGAGCAGCGGCUUUCAAUGGCAGCAAUCCGCGCAUGGGGUUUCCAUGUGAUCUGGGUAAAUGUGGCCGUCACAGGGUUUACCAGUUAUGCACUAUUAAUCUAGUAUUAUAGCUCAAAUGUAGAGUUUUAUCCCACAACUCCAUGCCAGUCAUUAUAUAGCCGAGUCAUCUUGUUAGCAUCAUUGCACCAGUAUGCACCAGUGUUAGCAAGAAGAGAACCACAUGCAGGGAGGCAUAUAAAAUGGUACCCCAUGCAAGGCUGGGGAGAAAGCAGUGCUACAUCUUCCUUUAGCUCUGGCUUGGAAGAUCUGACAUAAAGGGACUGUUGGCCAGCCACAACAGUAGGGUCCUGCUCUCUUGACUAGCUGCUUAAGCACUUUCCAGGGCAGAGUUUCCUCCUGGUCUGGCAUUUCAUGAGCUAAGGAGAGAGGAUGCUUUAUCAGUAUUAGGUGCUGGCUAUACUAAUAAUGCUUCUCCCACACCCCUUGAAGUUGUUCUUUGACUCGGCAUUAAAGGAAAGGUUCUUUCCCAGUAAUCAUCAUGCAGGCUGCAGAUUAGCGGUGGCCUGUAGAGAAAACCUCUUGGUGGGUUUGAGCAGUUGAGAAAACUUCUUGUUAUAUUUUCCAGGCUGAUUUAUACGAAACCUGGAGUCAGGGCUUGAACUCUGCCGCAUCAUUAACAGUUGUAUCCUCUGAUAAUAUAAUAAAUCUGUGGCUGCCUUGGAUGUAUGAAUCCAAAGUGUCUGGAAGUAUCACUGUUGUCUGGUGUGUUUUAGUGAAGUCUAUUUCUUUGAUGUAUUUCAUCUUCCCUCCUGUGUGUCUAACUUGAGGCUGAUUUGAUGUUGGUCUUUUUCCAUCUUUGAAAAUUUUACAUACUUACAACUUCUUCACAUAUAGAACUCAGCAUUUCCUCCUUCAAAGUGAUGCGAACAACUAAUGUGUACCAACUUAAUUUCUAUAUUCUGCUGGCAGUUAUCCCAAAAUUAUCUUCUUUGCUGCGUUCCCUUCCUUUUACACCGCAAUCUUUUAUCAAGCUGGUGUUUGACAUGCUUCCAGAUCUAGGUUCAAUAGUCCCUUGUAUCAAUUAAUUAAGCCAAAUUACGUGUCCUCGGUGUUGCACGAUCUGAGCUGUACCUGCUUGCAGUCAGCACAACGACAUUCUGUCCUGGAACUCCAGUUUGUGACUUGAGCACUGGUCCCAUCUGCUCGCGAUUUUGGUUCCACCACGUUCACAGUUCAGUGCCGUUCUGCCACUGGCUGUUUCACAAGAAAUUCCCACCAAAAGACUCUCUUCUGUAUUAGUGAUUUCAUCUUGUCAUUGCUGGAGCUGCUAGAGUCCGUCUACUAUGCAGAAUAUACUUUUUUUUUUAAAAUCUUCAGUCACAUUUUGGACUUGUCUUUAGAGUUCUCCAGGAUUACUUUGCUUCUUGUAACUAUGGAGCCCUUCCCAAAGAGAGGACAUAACUUUGGUCUGUGUUUGCUUCCAUAUGUGCUGCAGUCUUCCAUAGCUCUCCUAAACGACUCCCUCCACUGUGCAAAUGUUUCCUGGAAUUUACCUUAUUGCUCUCCCUCUGUUUUGCCUGCCAACUCUACUGGCAAAUGUAAUUUACAGAAAUUUGGGACUGGAAGCGAGAAGUACUCUUUCCCCAGAAACCUUUGUCUUAAUCUGCAUUCUCAGCUGUCUUACAACUGAUUCAGCAGUUUCUCUCCCCUUUUUUUUUUCAAUUCUGUAAGAAAUUUCUCUGCAGUUCCAUGCUUUGUAGGAGUGCAGAAGCAGUCCCACUUCUGUAGCACCGUCUGAUCACUGACGUGCUCACGCCAAUGACAGACCAUUAGGUACUCAUAGUGUCCCUGGUUGCCAUUCCUGAAAACAAGCUACAAGACUUGACUUUGCGUGCCUCAUUUUCUUCAGGAACUCCAUUUUGUCUUAAUGCAAAAAAGAACAACAAAUGUUUGGCUGAUCAUUUCCCAGUUCUUUCAUUCCAGUAAAUUUCAGGACUUUUUUAGCUGUCUCAACUGUAGCUUCUACUUCUACCUCUAAGGUCAGUCUUCAGUUCCUGCACAGAUGUCAUGCUGUAUCCUUUGAUGAUUCUGACCAAGUCUAGGAGAAAGGACAAAUUUUGUUGAAUCUUUAGUAGCCAAACAGCUGUGUUAGCAAAAGCUAAUGGAAGGAGUUCAAGGAGGACGACAUGAAAGCUUAACCUGAGGUUUAAGCUGGCAGUCAAAUCACCCUUUUCCCCCAAAUUGCCUUUCUUUCACAUUUCCAGCUCACUGACUCCAGUUUGUUGGUGAGUGAGCUGGUUCGUGAGUGUGGGAGAUGGAGGUUGACAAAAGCAGGCAUUGUGGACACCAGCCUGAGACAGAUGGUGUGGCAAAUCCACACCCUUUCUUGGCAUUUGCUAGUGAAGAAAUGUGAAGUCUCUGAUUGCUAACAAGUAUUAGCGCUCAGUAGCCUUCACACAAGAAUGUUGUUAUGAAGUGGUACCUCUGAUGUGCUUGCUUCUCAAACGCUGGUGAUACUUUUGUUCUUUUCAACUCAAAAGGCAUAUGCAGAAACUAAGCAGUACACAGAUAUGGGCCUCAGGAACAGCCAGAAGUCUUUGGGAGGUAUAAGAAAUAAAUAGAUUCUGAUUCUCGGUCUGGCAGACGUAAACCAUGAUGAUAAAAAAUUUCGUGCCAUUCAGUCAGAAAAGAUGUGAGUAAGGUGAAUAAGCACAAUAAAAGCACUAAGGCAGGUGAAGCAGACUAUUCUUUGGCACAAAGCACAAUGAUUGAAGGGUGGAACUUGUUGCUGGAGGACGUUAAUACCAGGCACUAGAUGGAUUCAAAAGAUGACUGGACAGAUUUGUGAAAGAAUAAUCUCAACACAAAAAUACCUCUUCCAGUUUUUCAGGGUCACAGAUGCCUGAGGGCAUGGGGUGUAUAACAGCAUUCCUACAGCACUUUUGUACCGUUGUAUUCUUGGGACUGACACAUUUUAAAUCUCUUAAAAGCCCAAACACUCGAUAGAGCAUCAUUGAUUUUCCAUUCUUCAAUCUUUCUGGUAAAGGAUUUCUGUGUGGAGCCAGAGGCCUUCCCAUGUUAGAGGAAAUCACUUGCUUCUUCCUUCCAAUUCCUUGUGUAACACCAGGCAUCCCCUGGGGCUCAGAGCUGCCGUGUGUCAUCAGUGCCUCGAACAGCCGUAACAGCACAAAAAGGGAGACUGUCUUGGUGAUCCAUCAGCUCUGGAUGUGGAAGCUCUCUGUGAAGCAUCCUUGCCUCAAACCUUUUAUGAUUCAGAGAACUAUGUGCAGAGGGGCUGCUGGGGUAAGGAGACAGCCCUUUCCUUCUUUCCCUCCUCUGCUGUGGGUUGGUUUCUGACAGUGAGACUCUUUGCUCCUCUGUAUUGGAGGUUGGCUCAGCCUGCAUGAGCUGCUGGUUGCUUGGGUAUCUAACCAUGGGUCCAAAUGGACUCAUGAGAGCUGCCUCAAGGAUGAAAAUGCAGGACAGGAGCCUGGGACAAGCUUCUAAAAUGGGAAAGAGAUCUCGGUGCAAUGGAGUGAUCCAGGGCCCAGCUGGGUGUUCACAGUAAAAUCCCAGAGGCACCCCAGUGCAGGCGUUGAAUGUUGGGGGCUCCGGGACAAGAUACAGGCAGGUAGAAAGUGCAAGGUUCAGCUGAGUGCUGGCCCAUUUCUGAAGCUGCAUAUGUUCUUUAUCUCCUGGGGACAACUUAGAUCCAGACAAAAAUAACACCUUCUGUUGCUUAUGCUACCUUGAUGGCAUAAGUGAAAAGCUACUUGACAUGGGCAGUGACUCACUUCCUUCUGCAGAGCACCCCAGGAAUGUGGGAGAAGGGCCUUUCUGAAGCAGGAGUCCCUGGAUGUGUAGUCCUGGCCCCCUGCAGACCCUUGUAAGCUGUAAGAGAGCAGGGAAGAGAUAGAACUUUUGGUGUACUUCUGCUGCUUGCUUGGCCCCCCUCUGGGCUCUGAUCUCCAGUAGGGGAUGGAAGGGAGAGGACCAGUGUAUUUCUAGCUGAUGAUUUUAUAAGCUCUCUGAUGGUUCUUUUUUCUUCUGAAAACCACAGCGCCUGUGUUUAUGAUCCCAGGAGCACUGGGGUCUUAUGAGAAUCACAGCCUUCACUGUAGAACAGCCCAUCCCUCAUGUGAGGAAACCAAGUUGUGGGACUAUGGCUUUCAUGUUGGCCAGCCUAACUUCCAGUGACCGCUGUAUCUGCUCCCAACUCACCUGAGCACCUCAUGGUCUGUAAAGCACACGGCCAAGAGGCAAGCCAAGGCUUUCACACGUCUGAGCUACAGAGAAAUAAUGACUGACAGCCACAAAGAAGUCAGGGUACAAUUCCUGUUUAAACAGCUGAGUUCAAAUUGCUGGCAGUCCCAAAAUACUGUGGUGCUUCUGGAGUAAGGACUUGCUCAGGGUCACACAGUCAGUCUGUGGCUAGGUCCCUCAGGCCAGGAGAAGCACUGACCAUCUUGCCUUCAAGCUCCAGAGUUUUCUUCCAAGCUGUUCAACAGUGGAAGGAAGUGAGACACCCCAGCUCACCCUACCCAGGACCAGCUAUGUGCAGACUGGGCAGACAAGUCUGGUCACCCUUGUCCCAUCAAGCAGUCUGGGAAGAAGACUGGGCAGAAGGUCUGGGCAGCAAAAAACCUGGCUUGAGCAGGGGUGGAAGGAAAGACUCCCUGGAGGGUGAGGGAGUUGCAGAGACUAAAGAUGAGCUUGAGGUCUUAGACAAAUGUAGUUUGUGGGUGCCCUGACAUGUGCCCCUUCUGCAAGGAGAGCAGUCCCUGAUGCACACACCUCCAAAGUGCCAGGCUUCCAUGAUCAUCCAGAAUAUCCGGCUGAGGUCCUGACUUCACUUCUCCCUUCUUCAUAAUGGCCCUUCUGAAUGAAGACCACACAUCACAGCACAACCCUUGAUCUCCUGCUGGAGCUGAAUGGGGAGAAAUCAGGGACUGGGGGUUUGCAUCUGUUCCUUCACUCGUGGAUCCAAGCAUAGACCCCUGCAUCAGGGGGUGUUCUGUUGGAUACCCUCUGCCAGUGACUUCUCCAUCCACUUUUCAGCCUGCGACCCUUGCACCCUUUUUCACUGCUUGCCCUCCACCAUCAGCUAUCUCUCCUCUGCAUUGUUUCUUUGCCCUCUAUCCCUUCCUUAGGCUAGGAGGGCUGGAUCAUUUGUUUAGGUUCGGGCCAUUGCAAAGGAUUCGCUUCCUUGGAGCUGGCUCAGCACAUCUCUGCAGGGAACCUGUUUUUAUCUACAUUUCUUCCCAUUAAAAAGUCCCCCUUCUGCCUAUCUGUCUUCCUCCCUGGAAAUGUCAGCCAACUUGCAUCCCAGAUCUUCCUGGAUAAAGAAGUAGAAAGUUCUGUGGAACCAGGGCAGGUGUGUCAGGAUCCUUGGUGAAUGUUCCCAUGGAAUAGUUCAGGUAAAAGUGGCCAACCCUGCCUCUUACCCACAGGUAAAUGAGCAUGCCCACCAGGCUGAGGACAUGAUUUCUAUUCCCAGGUCUGCUUUGGAAAGUCUUUGCCAGCCUUGUGUCACUCCCUGCCAUGCGGUCUGUUUUGGAUGGGCUGUAAAGUCAGUCUACCCAGGAGAUCCUUUGUGGCCCCAUUUUAAGUUUUAUGGGAGUGUUCAAGCACUUGAAGCCAGAGCCAAGCAGUAUCAGUUCCUGCUGAAGAAAUGAGCCUGGUGUUUCGAAGUACUGUCCCAAAUAAAGCUGUGAUGCCCAGCUAUGGUCUGAGAGGUGUUGGAGUAUAGGACACAGGUGAGUUGCAACUGGGAGCUCAAAAUUUGGGGUGAGCUGGGCACAGGCAGUCAAACUGCCCUCUGCACCCCCAGAUGCCAUUUAUCAAUGGGCUUCUGAGGAACUGAAGAGCCAACAUAGCUGUCCGUGUUUCCAUUUUAGAAGAGUCCUUGGAGGGAAGCUCUGUCCUAGCUCAGAGACUAAAGCCCAGGUCAGUAAUGCAAGGGAGAAAGCAAGAAGGUCAUGGAGGGGAGGAAGCCUUAUGCUGGGGGCUGAAAUGUGAGAUGGAAAGGUGAGCAGGGAAGAGGGUGGUUGAGCACUGUGGCAACAAAUCCACUUGCCUGUCAGGACGGUGGAUUGCUGUGGUUUGCUCAUAUGGCUCCUCCAAUGUGACAAGGUGUAAAGCCUUCAGACUUCACUGGAAGAUUUGUGGAGGAGCUGCCUAUGUCAUAGGGAACGUUUGUAGAGAGAGGAGAUUCUGCUGUGCUCUGACCCCCUUCUUACAGCUUUGGAAGGAGCUGGCAGUACAGGCUGGGGAAAUUCUGUGUAACCUUCAACUGCCCAAAGACAAGUGCGUCUAGUCAAUGCUACAUCUUGUCAUCCCCUUAACACUAGUCCAAGGAUACAUUAGCUGGGCUCCAGGGGUGUCCCCAACCCUAGUUUCCUGCUCUUCAUCAUCCUGUAUGUUGAUUGUGGCCCUGUGGACAAUGCAACACUUUUCAUGACAGUAUUUGUAUUUUUUUAAUUGUGAAUGGGGAGAUAGUGUGCAGGUCCUUGUUACACAGGGAUGUGUCUUCCAUUCAGACCAGGGCUUCCCCUGGCUUCAUCAGAUGUCUUUCGAUGUUACUGAGAAAAAUAAAGAAAGAAAUAAAUCAGAUGUAUUUAUAAAGGAAACAGAAACCCGCUGCUCCAAUGCGUUUGUAGGAGUAUUUUUAACAAAACAUUUUUUCAAAAUAAAUGUGAAUUGUAAAGUU